This is a messenger RNA of Procambarus clarkii (red swamp crayfish), 514 nucleotides long. The record is from RefSeq and is a predicted model, not a curated record. Lineage: Eukaryota; Metazoa; Arthropoda; Malacostraca; Decapoda; Cambaridae.
CCGUAUGGGAGGUGCUGUUGCUCCAGCGAGCUGGCAGGGUAAUCUGAACAUUACUUACCACACUGGACCUGGCCUCGCACACCCAGGCUGGAAAGUCAACGUGGAUGUGAACAACAACAACACUCAAACUACCACUUACAAUGUUGUGGGAGUCAUCACAGGUCACGAAGAACCCGACAGAUACGUUAUUCUCGGCAACCACCUGGAUGCUUGGCUCUUCGGUGGCCUGGACCCCAACUCCGGCACGGCCGCCAUGCUCGAACUCUCACGGGUCUUCGUCCAUCUACGUAACGAAACGGGUUGGCGACCCAGGCGGUCCCUGGUGUUCUGCGGAUGGGGCGCCGAGGAGUACAUGGCGGUGGGCUCAACGGAGUGGACACAACAGUUCGCUAAACAGCUGUCUGACAGAGCUGUGGCUUACCUCAAUGUUGACAUGGCACUGGAAGGUAACUACACACUGCGCACGAUGUCCUCACCUCUUCUCACUGACGCGGUGUUCGAGAGUGCAAAAAAG